CCCACUCUCAAGAUUACAGGCUUGCAAAAUCCUCAGUCUUCUCUCUCUCCCACCUCCCUUUUCUGCCUCUCCCAUCCAGAUGAUAAAUGUCCAGGAGUAACAAAGGACUUCCCCACUCUCUUCAUAGCAAAGGGAAGCUUCUGCAGUUUCUCCAGCCGGAUGUAUUAGCAGCUGUAGCCGUACUCAGUAACUGACGGGGGUGGUGGGGAAGCAACCGGCAGCUGAGGGUGCAAGAUUUGACCCUUCACUUCAGAAAGAGGUUUCAGAAAUGAAUAAGAGUAAGAAGAUUCUCUGUCUUUUUUUGUCUACCUUGUGGGCUGCUAUAAACUCACUUUGACAGCCAACCCAGUUCCAGUGAAUAAUGAUUAAAAGAGAGAAAACACACAUGUUUGGAUCUACCUUCACAGACAGCAGCUUGGGAACAACAACAAUUGCAGCCACACUUCCCAUAGGUGACAUCAUACCUGCCCAUUAUGGAGAAGAACAGCACAAUGAUUCUACUUACUUCAGAUGUACCUAACAAGAAGGAGACUGUGUGUAUUUUUGGAACAGGAGAUUUUGGAAGAUCACUAGGAUAUAAAAUGAUGCAAUGUGGCUAUUCUAUAGUGUUUGGAAGCCGAAGCAUUCAGGCUCCUGGACUGAUCCCUGAAGGAGCCACAGUGCUACCAUAUGCAGAAGCUGCAGAAACAUCUGACGUUAUCAUUUUAGCAGUCCAAAGAGUACAUUACAGCUUUCUUGAAAACCUAGGGGACAUUCUUCGUGGGAAAGUGCUAGUGGAUGUGAGCAACAACCUCAAAAUGAACCAGUACCCCGAAUCCAAUGCUGAAUAUCUUUCUUGGCUGGUGCCAAGGAGCAAGGUGGUGAAAGCAUUUAACACAGUGUCAGCAUGGGCUCUGCAGUCAGGUGCGCUGGAUGCAAGCAGGCAGGUGUUUGUCUGUGGAGAUGACAGCAAGUCAAAAGAAAAGGUGAUGGAGAUUGUUCGAAGCCUUGGUCUUACUCCAUUGGAUAAAGGAUCUCUCUUAGCAGCGACAGAAAUCGAGAAUUACCCUUUGCAACUGUUCCCAAUGUGGAAAUAUCCCAUUUACCUCUCCCUUGCCCUCAGUGCAUUCUUCUUCUUCUACUGUGUGAUCCGUGAUGUGAUCUAUUCCCAUGUUGAAAAAGGCAAAGACUUUUCCUUCUUUAUUGCCAUCACCAUUCCAAACCGUGUCUGCCCUAUUGUGGCACUCAUCCUCCUCGCUUUGGUUUACUUGCCUGGGAUCUUUGCUGCUAUUCUCCAGUUAUGUAGAGGCACAAAAUACAGCCGCUUCCCAGAUUGGCUAGACCAGUGGAUGCUCUGUAGAAAACAACUUGGAUUGGUAGCCUUGGCUUACGCUUUCCUCCAUGUUUUGUACACACUCGUUAUCCCUAUUCGGUACUAUGUAAGAUGGAGGAUCAACAGUUACGUCCUUUCCCAGGUAUUUAACAACAAAACAGAUCCAUUUAACUAUGCAAAUGGCUGGAUCAGUGACUCUUAUGUUGCGCUGGGUAUCUUGGGGUUCUUCCUGUUUGUUCUCCUGGGGAUAACAUCCUUGCCCUCUGUCAGCAACAGUGUCAACUGGAGAGAGUUUCGCUUUGUCCAGUCUUAUCUGGGCUACCUUACACUGGUUUUGUGCACUGCCCACACAUUGGUCUAUGGUGGGAAGAGGUUCCUGAAUACUGCAUCCUACCCCUGGUUCCUUCCUGCAGCUUAUAUCCUCUCUCUCAUUAUCCCUUGCAUUGUGUUGGUCAUGAAGUUUUUUCUCAUCUUUCCAUGUAUUGAUAGACCACUAACCAAUAUUCGACAGGGCUGGGAAAGGAAACCCAAAGACCUAAGCCAGAAAAACAGCAGCUAUUGCAGGUCAGCUGUAUAAGCUCUUAGCAAAUGUGCAAUUUCAGUAUAUAUCUGCAAUAGUGACAAAAGAUUAAGCAACUGAGACACACUGAAUACUGGCUCAAAAAUUAUCUGUUCCAUUGUUACUCUGUAACAUAAAAACCAGCAAUUCUUAGCAAUCCAUCAAUGUUGAUCUUGCUGGAUAUCUAAGGUAUUUGGAAGAUGAAUGUACCCUCCUUUUUUGUCUUUGGGAAUGAAGGAAAUAUUUGCAAUCUUUGUCCUACCUCCUCUGAGUAACAUGGAAACCCAACAUGCAGCGAACCACAUAUUAUGAGAUGAAUUGCAUUGAUUGUAAGUUUAUGGCAAUCUUCCCAAACCAGAUGCCUUUCAGAUUCUUUAUACUUCAGCUCCCCAUCAUCCCUGACCAUUGGCUGUGCUGGAAGGGGAUGAUGGGAGUUGUAGUCCAAAACAUCUGGAGGGCAUCAAAUUGGCUGGUCUAUGGUAUAAGCCAUGACAAUAAAAGAACUAUGGCUUUUAGUCUUAUUGUAUGCUAAGGGGCAUUUCAAUAUCACAAAUCUGACUAGGCCUUCCUAGGCCGUGUGCACUGUGUGGAUAUAAUGUGAAAUGUAUACCUGCAAUGGCACACAGGACAAUUAGCAUACAGAUCACAUGCAAUUUCCUACAGAUUUCCAUUGUUCUGUGACAGGAUUUCCUUACAUUUGAAGGUGAUCAUGAUUGUGUGGAGAGUGUGUUUGUAGUCUUACACAAUGGAAUCCUUUUCCUAUUUAAAGUGUGGUCAAUGGACUUCGUGGUUUUGGAUUGGAUUAAUGGAUGUGAAUUGGAAUUCUAAAUUCGUUCUUCCUAAAAUGGACUCAGGAUCUAAUAAAAUCACCUAUAGUAUUCCCCAGUGUGUAUAUUAUUGUGAAGUGCCAAUCAAUAGAGACAAGCCUGUGAAUGAGGCUAUGACUGAGCCAUACUUGCAAGAAAAAUAUGGUGCAAGUAGAAUUUAAUGCUACCUGCUUUAAAACCAGGGGGGUGGAGGGGAUAACAACAAUUUUUAACUUUUGUAUGCAAAAUUGUGGGAGCUAACUUUACGUAAAAGGAAACAAUGUACAGUAGUUGUAAUUGUAAGGUUCUUGCAUCUGCAGCAGUGUCCUUUUGGGUAGUUUAGUAAUUAUAAUGAAACAUUAACACACACCUGUGGAUUUGAGAACCGAAAGUCAAGAAAGAACAUUAGCAUUUACACUGUGUACAGUGAUGUAAAUGUAUUGUCAUAGAGCUUAAUAAUGCAAUCUCAUGCAUUUUUGUUCAGAACUAAGUCCCGCUGAUUUCCCUGGGGCUUUCUCCUUAGGCUACAAUCCAAUACAUGUCUACUCAGAAGUAAGCUCCAUUGGGCUCAAUGGGACUUACUUGCAGGUGAGUAUGUAUUGGAUUGCAGCCUAAGUCAUAAACUAUUGUGGGUUGUAUCAAAUGCUAGAUCUACUCAGGAUAGAUCAAUUUAAAUGAAGGAACAUGAGAGGGCCAUCUCAGUGGUGGCCCCCAAAUUAUGGAAUGAUUAGUUUGACAAGGUGCGCCUGGCGCCAACACUGUUAUUUUUUCGGCGCCAGGUCAAGACUUUCCUCUUCUCCCAGGCAUUUUAGCAUGUGUUUUAAAUUGUUUUUAUAUUGUUUUAAAUUUUUAAAUUGUGUUUUAAAUUGUUUUUAAAAUAUGUGUUUUAAAUUGUAUAUUUGUUUUAAUGUUUUUGGUUGGUGUAAACCGCCCAGAGAGCUUCGGCUAUGGGGCGGUAUACAAGUGCAAUAAAUAAAUAAUAAAUAAAUAAAUAACACACAAGUGCUUUCAUUCUAGCUUCUUGGGAUACACUAUUACCUGUUGCUAUAUAUUAAUUA
This is a messenger RNA of Rhineura floridana, 3735 nucleotides long. RefSeq names its product STEAP4 metalloreductase (gene STEAP4). Gene Ontology annotation, biological process: copper ion import. Lineage: Eukaryota; Metazoa; Chordata; Lepidosauria; Squamata; Rhineuridae. The coding region runs from base 474 to 1889 and encodes 471 amino acids. Gene Ontology annotation, cellular component: plasma membrane; endosome. The transcript has 6 exons. The record is from RefSeq and is a predicted model, not a curated record. Gene Ontology annotation, molecular function: ferric-chelate reductase (NADPH) activity; cupric reductase (NADH) activity.